Molecule: messenger RNA, 1669 nt
Organism: Sipha flava (yellow sugarcane aphid)
Lineage: Eukaryota; Metazoa; Arthropoda; Insecta; Hemiptera; Aphididae
Gene: Skp2
Product: S-phase kinase-associated protein 2
Exons: 8
Coding region: 305-1474 (389 amino acids)
Biological process (GO): SCF-dependent proteasomal ubiquitin-dependent protein catabolic process
Cellular component (GO): SCF ubiquitin ligase complex
Molecular function (GO): protein binding
Source: RefSeq, a predicted model, not a curated record
AAUUUUGUUUGGAGGGUAAAAUCUAGUUGACGGCUUGGCGAACCAUUAUUAUAAUAGGCAAUGACUAAUGAUUAUUAUGCACAUUACUAAAUUUUUUGAGAGUCGUUCCUUAAAUUCAAAUUCAGUAAAGUGAUUUCACACAAUAAUUUCAUUCGAACUGUUUUCAAGUUUUUCUGGGAUAAUGUGCUUGAAACUAUCCCCGUGUACAAAAAUGAAUGAGUGACUACUAAAUUCUAUAUUGAUUAUUGUUUUAAGUUAACGUUUUUCGAUUUAUAAUCAUCAUAGAACUUGGGUCUCGAAUACAAUGAAUAUUUUAACUGGUUACGAAGAUCUCGGCGUCAGUCCGUUAUUGGAGAAUAAUCAAAUAGCCAAACGCUGUCGUUACUUAAACCCACAUAGCACGAUAUGGCCUAUGGGUUAUGGUUUAAUUACUUCUUCGUACAAAUACAAACAUAAAAAACCUAUAGUAAAUAAUAACAAUUUUGAUACAUUACCAGAAGAAGUAAUAUUACAUAUAUUUAAAAUGUUAGACAAGCGCACUUUAACAAAAUGUGCUUAUGUAUGCAGUCAAUGGCAUCGUAUUGCAUAUGAUGAGUCUUUAUGGCAAUGUUUAAAUAUACCAUGUCGUCGCAUGAGUACAAUAGCUUUAGAUAAUCUUCUUAAGCGUAACAUUAAAUUCUUAUCUUUGUCACAUGCAAAUAUUUAUGUUGACACUGUGUAUACAUUUGAAACGCCAUUGCCUAAAUUACAGUAUUUGGACAUGAGUGCUGUAUUUAUAAAAGUUGAUAUUUUAAAUUCAUUGUUAAAGCAAUGUUGUAAUUUAGUAAAACUAAGUUUGGAAAAUUGUCAAGUAAAUCAUGCAUGUUGUGAAAACAUUGGGCGUAAUACUAAAUUAAAAGUACUGAAUGUUGCUUCUACAAGUGGAUUAGAUAAUGUUGGGCUUAAGCACAUUUUAUCUUUGAAAAAUUUGGAAGAAUUAAACAUAUCAUGGGCUCAUUUGAACAAUACUGAUUUACACUUUCUUCUUGCCAAUAUGGUUCCUAGCAUGAAACGACUUAACAUUAGUGGCUUUUUGAAACAAUUAGCUGACUAUGAUUUGAUUUCAUUGGUUUCUUGCUGUCCGCACUUAAUUGAAUUAGAUAUUAGUGAUAGUUUAUCUAUUACUGCUACUAGUUUGGACUAUAUCUUAAACAAUCAGUCAAAUCUUAAAGUAUUAUCUAUGAGUCGCUGUUACAAUGUUGGAUCUACAUUUUUACAAUCAAACGCAUUAAGAAUGAAAAUAAUCAAUAAUUCUACUCAUCAUUUAAAAGAAUUGAAUGUGUUUGGAAUAAUUAAUCAAUUAUCGUUCAAUUUUUUUUGUGAUAACUUAUUAGAUUUUGAAGUAAACAAAAGUAUAUUUUCUUCUAUUGCCCGUCCAAAACUAGCAGACAAUGAAAAUACUAUUUGGGAAAUUCCUAUUUGCAUAGACUGUUGACAUUUCACUAAAUUUUUCCAAUGUUCCAUUGCCAAUAUAUUGUGAUACUAAUUAUCAGAUGUCAUUAAUUAGUUAUAUAUAUAUUUUAAUUCCAAUUAAUUUUUGGAAAACUAUUAUUUUUAUUAUUUCUUAUAUUAUUGAUAAAUUGGAUUAAAAGUUAUAUCUAAUGAUUUAUUACUUGGUUAUAUAAUUCGC